AUUGUGAAUGUGGAAAACACUCCAAAAUACUUUUACGUCAAUGAAUUUCUCUAUAUAAAGACGAAACGAAGAUAUUUUCAUCACAGUGAAACAAAUAUGUCUCGUUUGAGCUUACUAGUUGUGUUAUCCGCAGCAUUUGUAGCAAUCACAGCAACUCCUGCUGUGGAUCUUGGUGGAGGCUGCACGAUCACCAGUUUUAACCAAGUUGACUCCGUAGUGAAGAGUUGCAGUAAUAUCGUAAUUUCAGGUCUCACUGUUCCCGCUGGAAAAACUUUGGAACUCAACCUCAAAGACAACGCCAAACUGACAUUCCAGGGUACAACCAAAUUCGAACACCAUGUAUGGAAAGGCCCCCUUGUCAUCAUCAGUGGUAACAAAAUCACUGUAACAGGAGCUUCAGGAUCGAAACUUGAUGGACAGGGUCCUGCAUAUUGGGAUGGCAAAGGUGAAAAAACCACAAAACCAAAGUUCUUCAAAAUUAAAGCUAAAGGAGGCUCUGUAUUCAAGAAUCUGCAGCUGCUUAACUGUCCAGUUCAAUGUGUAUCCAUUGACUCCUGUAGUGACUUGACAUUGUCUAAUUUCAAUAUUGAUAAUUCUGCUGGAAAAAAAUUGGGACACAACACUGAUGGAUUCGACAUUUCCUCGUCUAAAAACCUCAUCAUCGACAACGCCCAUGUCACGAACCAAGACGACUGUAUCGCAGUAAAUAAAGGAUCUAAUAUGAUUUUCAGAAAUAUUCAUUGCUCAGGGGGACACGGACUGAGCAUUUCAGUGGGUCAGAGUAAAACAGGUUCAUUCGAAGAUAACACCAUCAAAAACGUUACUUUCAUCGACAGCUACGUAACAGAUUCCGACAAUGGAAUUCACGUUAAAACGCAUUCUGAUGCUGGAAAAGGUUCUCUCACAGAUGUUACCUACCAGAAUAUUGAAAUGUCAGGCAUCCGUAAAUUUGGAAUAAACAUCGAACAGGAUUACGAAAACGGUAAACCAACAGGAAAACCUAAAAAUAACAUUCCCAUCACCAAGUUCACUGCCAAAGGCAUUCGUGGACACAUGACUGGAUCUAACUCAAUGGCCGUGAAAAUUUUGUGUGCUCAAGGAGGAUGCUCAAACUGGGUAUGGUCCGGAGUAUCAUUAUCCGAUGCUGCGAAAAAAAGUUCUUGUACUGCAUCACCUGUAAAAGCCUGUUAGAAAUUGUACAGUUUUAUAAUGAAUAUACCAUCUGAAAAGAA
Messenger RNA from Leptinotarsa decemlineata (Colorado potato beetle), 1232 nucleotides. Its product is annotated as polygalacturonase. Gene Ontology annotation, cellular component: extracellular region. Gene Ontology annotation, molecular function: polygalacturonase activity. Lineage: Eukaryota; Metazoa; Arthropoda; Insecta; Coleoptera; Chrysomelidae. The record is from RefSeq and is a predicted model, not a curated record. Gene Ontology annotation, biological process: pectin catabolic process.